Molecule: messenger RNA, 1951 nt
Organism: Teleopsis dalmanni
Lineage: Eukaryota; Metazoa; Arthropoda; Insecta; Diptera; Diopsidae
Gene: Stip1
Product: stress-induced-phosphoprotein 1
Exons: 5
Coding region: 299-1756 (485 amino acids)
Molecular function (GO): Hsp90 protein binding
Source: RefSeq, a predicted model, not a curated record
UUUUAUUGUAUCUCAAAUAUUAUUUUAGAGAAUGAAUUUGUAUUCUGGUUAUCCAACAUUGUUGCCAACAUAACAACAUAAAAGAACAAUCGAAAAGCAAUUUUUGUUUCUGUUUUGCGCCAUUCCUCACUUGUUUCUUCUAGAAAAAUCUUAACAAAGUUGGCGUGAUUUGAUUAGGUGGAAAAACGCACGCUACAGUGUUCCAUUCAAGUACUGCACAAUUUGAUUCAUAACUCAAUUUGUAACAUUAAAAAAAGGACUAGAUUUAUAGAAAUAUAAAAUAUAUCAACAGAUAGCGAUGGAAAAGGUAAACGAACUAAAGGAAAAAGGAAAUCAAGCACUGAAUGCCGAAAAAUACGAUGAAGCUAUUAGUGCAUAUACAGAAGCCAUUAAUUUAGAUGAAAAAAACCAUGUUCUAUACAGUAACCGCUCUGCUGCGUAUGCGAAAGCCGAAAAAUUUGCUCAAGCGCUGGAAGACGCUGAAAAGACAAUCGCAUUGAAUCCAUCGUGGCCAAAAGGUUACUCUCGUAAGGGUGUUGCUUUGGCAGGAUUGAAAGAUUACGUUAAAGCCUUUGAAGCCUACAAUGAAGGUUUAAAGCAUGAUCCUACCAAUGCAAUUCUUCAGCAAGGACGUAAAGAAAUAACGUCCGCUGUGAUGCAAUUUGUGCAAAAACAUGGUACUAUGCCUAUGGACACUGACCCUUCACCACAAACUAAUGAAAUGCCAAAAUAUAAUGAAUCAGCUAAUGUACCGAAGGAACCUAAUCCAGAUGAUAUGAGUGAAGAGGAACGGAAAGCCUUCUUUGCUAAGAGAGAAAAAGAAUUGGGGAAUACUGCUUACAAAAAGAAAGAUUUCGAUACUGCACUUAAACAUUACCAUGCUGCCUUGGAAUUCGUUCCUACUGAUAUAACCUUUUACAAUAAUAUAGCCGCGGUUCAUUUUGAACGUAAAAACUAUGAAGAUUGUAUCAAACAAUGUGAAAAGGGUAUUGAAAUCGGCCGUGAAAAUCGUGCAGAUUUUAAACUUAUUGCUAAAGCGUUUACACGUAUUGGUAACUCUUAUAAAAAAAUGGAAAAUUAUUGUCAGGCAAAGAUUUAUUAUGAAAAGGCUAUGUCCGAACAUCGCACACCAGAGGUAAAGACUUUAUUAAGUGAGGUUGAAAGUAAAAUUAAAGAAGAAGAACGCCGUGCUUAUAUUGAUCCAGCUAAAGCCGAAGAAGAAAAAGAAAGGGGCAAUGAAUUAUUUAAAAAAGGUGAUUAUAGUGCGGCUGUAAAGUAUUAUUCCGAAGCAAUCAAAAGAAAUCCGAGUGAUCCUAAGUUGUACAGUAAUCGCGCUGCGUGUUAUACAAAAUUAACAGCUUUUGACUUAGGUCUAAAAGAUUGUGAGACUUGCAUUCAAUUAGAUGAAAAAUUUAUUAAGGGUUAUAUUCGCAAAGGAAAAAUCCUACAGGGUAUGCAAAAAACGUCGAAAGCAUCAGCUGCAUAUCAAAAAGCUUUAGAAAUCGACCCCAAUAAUGCUGAAGCUUUAGAUGGUUACCGCCAAUGCUCAAUGUCUUUCCAAAGAAAUCCUCAAGAAAUUUUAAAGAAUGCUAUGUCUGAUCCGGAAAUUCAGCAAAUUCUUAAAGAUCCUGCAAUGCGAAUCAUACUGGAACAAAUGCAAAGUGAUCCUAAGGCAGUAAAUGAGCAUUUACAAAAUCCAGCUAUAGCCGAUAAAAUAAUGAAACUGUUGGAAUCGGGAAUUAUACAAAUUCAUUAAAUAUAUUUUACUGAUUUAAAUUUAAAUCCAGUAAACUAACUAACAACUUUAAUAGCAAAUGCUGCUUUUACUGCGAUUUUUAUAAUUUUCAAUUAUUUAAUUAUCUAUUUGUAAUAUAGUUUUGUAUUACAAAAUUAUCCUAUGUUUUUAACGGUUCAAUUUAGGUGCAUAAUAAGUAGUUGUUGUAAUAAUAUA